AUGCAAAAAAUCAAAAAUAUUUAUCAACAACCUUCUUCUAUCAAUCAGGAUUCACAUUACUUUUUAAGACCAAAACACUCUGCUUUGCCAUCUAUGUUAGAACCAUUCUAAGAUAUCAAAUUGAAUUAUCGACUACCUAAAUUGAGCAACUCAUAUAAUCAAUCAUCUUCAGAAGAAUAAAAAACUAAAUCAUCUCAUUCCCACCUAUAAAAACUGUCAUCAAAUAGAUACCUAAGCAAAUUUGUUAGAUCAACUACCAUUGAAGAACCAAUCUUAAAAAAAAACCAAGAAAUUAUCCAAUCAUGUGAUUUAAAGAUUAAAGAACAUAAAAAAUAACUAGCCAAAGUCUAUAUGAAAUUGUAAGCCAAUUAAAUACUAUAUCGCAAUUAUUUACAUUAAGAAUUAUAAUAGGAAUCUACCUAAAAUUAUAAACCGCAAGUUGGAUUUCAGGAAAAUAGCUUCAAUUUUUAUAAUUAUUAAUAGCCACAACCUAAGGCUAAUAAUAUACUCCAAUCAUAAUAAUUAAUGCAUUUUAGAUAAUAAUCAAAGAGAUUCAGAACCAAUUAAUCUGUGUAAGAUAAAUGA
Paramecium tetraurelia is the source of this 585-nucleotide messenger RNA. RefSeq lists its product as uncharacterized. The transcript has a single exon. NCBI's taxonomy places the organism in Eukaryota, Ciliophora, Oligohymenophorea, Peniculida, Parameciidae. The record is from RefSeq and is a predicted model, not a curated record.